Caenorhabditis sp. 36 PRJEB53466 is the source of this 5973-nucleotide messenger RNA. The record is from the annotation of a GenBank genome assembly. Lineage: Eukaryota; Metazoa; Nematoda; Chromadorea; Rhabditida; Rhabditidae.
AUGACAACUACUAGUGGAAACGAACUCGCACAGUGCCUCGAAACCCAUUUAACUCCGCUCAAUGAGAUCGACGACUCUGUCGCAACGUCUUCAGCCGAAUGCAACUACGAAGAUCACGAGACAUUCACCGAAGCGGUUGAUUUGACAUUUUUCGAACAAGACUUAACAGAAAUUCUCAAAGAAUGUGAGUAUUUUUAAUUGAAGAUUACUUAACAAAUGUCCACCUCACUUAGUGAAAAAAAGAGCCGAAAACCUUCUGCUUUCCGACGAAAAAUGCGACAUCCGACUCGUUUUCGAAGAAGGAACUGUGGCGACAAUGAAAUUUAAUCUGUUCGUGUGGCACUUUCUAGAGAGUGGAAUCCGGUCGGAAAGCUCUGAAGAUGAAGUUGAAAGAGCAGUUCUCGCUGCGUGCGUCUACCUUUCAAUGUGUGCGAUGCCACAUUCGAACCAAGAUCUCUUCCAGCCUGGGCUCUACUCAGUGAGUUCACACAAAAAAGAUAGAAGUAUCGAGAUAAACAAUUUGCAGAAAUGCCUAAAGCUCAUUCGCAAUUGCUGUCAAACAGUCCGAAUAGGUGAAACCGUCGCGGCGAAAAAAAAUACGGGCGCUAAAAAGAAAGGAGGAAAAAGUGGAUCUGAGGAGCAGGCAGCCGACGAGACGGGCGCUGCGGCUGCUGCCGAACCCAAGAUCGGUCCCCCGAGGAUAGCCGUCGACUCUGCAGAACGUUUCCUGCAUCAACUAACCACUCAAAUGUUCGGAUUUCUCGUCAAAGACUCGUUCAGUCUCGAUCAACUCACUCUUAUGAGCACUCUUGAGGUGAUAGAAGAUAUUCCCCGAUUGGAUCUCGACACUCGCGCAGCUCCACGCGCGUAUCGUGCCAAUUCUGUGCGCGAGUUCAGAUCUCUCGAUCGGUUCAUGGAUCGGUACUGUUCGUUCGUGAAUGCACUCAUCGAGAGCAAGUACAAAACAAGAGGAGAAUUGGUAAACAUGAUUAGAAAAAAAAAGAAAAAAACUCGAGUAUUUAUGUCAGGCAUACGGUAGAUUGAUUCGUCCACGUCUCGCAUUUCUUCCAUAUCCGGACGAAAGCACUAAACAAUCGAAGGUUUCGGGAGAACGAAAGAAAGUCGGAGAGCUGACUGCUUGUCUCGUUGUCUCCAGAAUCGGCAGAAAUCCAGAUGCCAGAGAGCUCAAACUCAUCGAAUCCGUAGUUGCAAUGGUCUACGCUCAAUGUCCCGAAUACGCAGAGUUCCGCGCCAACAUUGCUCAGACUCUCACCAAAAUUCUAGAAGCGCUUCCCUAUCAAUUCGUCUAUGACUUCGUACAAUUGAUGAACGUCUUGUUCAAAGGCAAAAGUAAUGUGAGGUCUCUGUCCAAUGAGUUGGCCAACAAUCUCCUCUUCGCGUACAAUUUCACUGCUCCGGAUCCGGGACCGGUGCCGGAUUUGGAAAAUGCGGAGCAAGAUGAAGAAGAAGAAGACAAGGGUUCAGAGGACGAAGGAGAGAAAGGAAAGAACAGCGAUUCUGACGAUGACAGUGACGGUGAUGCUAACACAUCCAGGAGAAGGAAACUGAAAGCUGAAGAGAGGAGAAAGAAGAAAGAGCAGCAAAAAGCAAAGGACAGAGUGUAAGUGGAGACACAAUUUCAUAAAGAAAUGCGAAGUUUAUAGAACGCCCGCUCGAGAAGACGCAUGCUCAAUCCUCUACAACAUCAUCUACGCUGCUUGCCUCGACAAAACAGCCGGAAUGCGAGUCCAUGGAAUCAGUAGCUUCGCCAAGAUUCUCUCAUCUCCGGUGCACCGAAAAGCGUUUCAAGAAUGCUGUCAGAAGACGAAUGUGAAAAUGGACGAAAAAUUCGGAGAAGCGGGCGAAAAUCUGAAUGAGCUUCUCGACACUUCGGCUCAAUCGGAAAAUGGAGGAUCAAAGAAAGGAAAACACGAUUUGCUGCGAGACGAGCAAGAAAUUAUUCAGAAAAUCAACAGACUCGAACUUUUGAACAAAGGGGCCGCCCGUGUUGAGAAGGACAUCAUCUACAUGAUGAUCCGGCGGCUGACUACAGAUGACAAGGCACCGGUGAAGAAGGGAGCGUGUGGUCUGCUCAGAGUCUAUCUCAUGUUCUGCGAAGAGGAAGUCAAGUUUGACACAAUGCUCUCAACUCUCCAGGUAAACGGUUAUUGUGAAUCGGGUUAAAAUGGCAAAUGGUCACAGAAACUGUGUCGUGAUAAGCAAGUGUCAGUGAGGAAAGUGAGUGCGGAAGUGUUCACAGAUUUAAUGUUGCAGGGAAACAUCACUUUCAAGUGAGUCGGUCUUGUUAACUUCCAACCAUAAAUUCAUCCUUUUCAGAGAAAGUCUAAGUUCGAAAUGGCUGCAUUCAUUGAUCACAAUGCUCAAUGACACAGACAGUGACGUCACGGAGCACGCGAGAAAGUUGAUCAUGAAAGUUCUGACUCCCCUGCUCGAGAAUCCUUCCGAUCUGACAUGGACCCUUCUGGAUACCAUCGAGUCGGUCACCAACCAUCGACAAUAUCUGAUGACCACUCUAAAAGAUGCGGUGCGGGAAAAGUUAGUCAAGAGAUCGGUGAUGGAGUCGAUGAAACGGCACAUUGUGGAGGGCGGAGAACGGCAGAGUGGAACGUGGAUGGUCUUCUCGCAGUUGUGCGUCCAAUUCGAAGCCAACGUCGAUUUCGCCGUCGAGGCGUUCCAUUCGAUGGAUCUGUCUGUCGAGUCGAAUCUCGUCCAGUACAUGGUGCAUGUCAUCGAAAACAACGUUGACAAGAUUGAGGAGGAUGCAAAAACAGACCUCCAACGCUCGCUUCAACGCACACUCCAGAACUAUUGUCUGCACGCGUCGCACGCAAAAAGUGUGUAUCAUUGUCUCGGAAAAGUGAUGGACGGAAUUGGAGACAGAGCAAAGAGUGAGUUAUCGGAAGUAUAAAAAACUAAAUCUGUUUCUCAGACGGUCCUGCCUUCCGAGACUUUGCGGAUAGUCUGCUGAUCAAAUGUUUCGACACAAUUGUUCAGUCAUUUGAAAUGUUCAAAGAUAAGGAGGCGUGGAAAAGAGUCGCUGACAGUCAGGAACGUCUUCUUAUUAUCGCCCUCAACGUGGCUUCCGAGGUGUUCUCCUUCUCUCCCUCGUUGAUUCCACGUCACGAACGCCUCGGAAAGACGCUUUCGUUGAUUGUCAACUCUCGAGACGAACAAACAUCUGACGCGUCUGCAAUCAACCCGGACAUGCCUUCCGUUCAUCAAACCCGUCCACAAACACAAAUGUCGGAGUUCCCUUCUUCACAAAAGACUGCUGGAGGCCUGCUGUCUCAUGAGGAAGGUCUGCUUUUCAGUGACAAAGUACGAGCUAUCAGUGUGAUCACUUUGGCCAAUAUGAUUCUGGCGGUAAGAUUUACACAGAAAGGCUGUUAAUAAACUGUGAACGUUCAGCACGAUCGUCUUCUCAAACUGAUGCCGAUGCUAGUGAAACAACUCCAAAUGAACCCGUCCCACCAAAUUCGCUCCAACAUCGUCGUCGCCAUCGGAGACAUCUGUGCUUCGUUCAAAACAGAUCGGUACGCUCCGAUGCUCGCUGCCUCCCUCUGCGAUGCUUCUGUUCUCGUUCGUCGUCACGCUAUCAAUCAGAUCGCCCGUCUGAUCACAUUCGGAAUCUUCCGAUUCAAUGGAGAGGUCGGGAUCUUAUUUAUACAGUUCAACUGACUCUUCUUAUUUUUGCAGAUUAUGAUCCGAAUGAUGCUCGCCACUCUUGACGCCAAUGAAGAUGUUCGCAACGACGCGAAACUCUAUAUUGUCCGUUUCUUGUCUGAAUUCUGAAACAAUCGUUUUUUUUUAAUUUCAGAGUGAAGUAUUGCAAUCGGAAGAGCCUGCCUUCUUCAAGCUCAACUUUGUUCAAUAUAUGCUCGCCCUGACUCAAGCCAAGCGACUGAUCGGAACAAACCACGACGAAGAGGACAGAGGACAGGUCGACGUGGCAAUCGGAGGAGGAGAUCCUCUCGCCAGACCAUCGCGCAUAGCCAUCUACACUUUCAUGAUUGAAUCGCUCGACGACAGAGCCAGAUUUGACGUGAAAGUUAGCAUCUGCAAGCGCAUAUUCACACCGAUCGUCAACGGCGAAUAUGACUUCAGCGAUCAUAAUGUGCAGUGUCUUCUGGAUGACGCCCUUCUGGUAAGCUCAUGGAAUGUCAACUGAAUUCUAAUCAGCACUCUUCUAGAUUAUGGCUUCGACCGAGAUGCAAGUAAAGAUGGACAUUGGAAGGAAUCCAGAUGAGAACGCAGUCGACGAUCCUGCUCCAGAAGCCAUGGCGGCGGCCGCUGCGUUCAUGCAGAAGGUCUACUUUGAUUUAUACAUGAACACGAUCGUUCCGUCGACUCUGGCACUCCGAGAAUUCCUCAACCAGCACCGUUCGCCACUGCAAAGGAAGUGUCUGGUGGCGAUUCGGAUGAUCUGCAUGGAGCACAAGGACGAUUUGGACAAGAUUCUCCAGGACAACCGACAGCUCAAGGAGGAGAUGAAGUUCGAGUUGCAACGUGUGAAGCAGAGAAACGAGGAGGCGAACAAGAUUCUCGAUCAGUACUUGAAGAAGGUGGCUGACUUCCACAAGCAGCAGAAGCUCAUUGCUCGACAGCAAGACGGAAAGGAGCCUGGAGAGGAAGAUGAGCAGCAGCAACAACAACAGGAAGCAGCAAAAGACGUUGAGAUGACUUCGCCAGUGCGAAACAAUCCGGAGAUCGCCUCGGAGGACGGAACGCGAACUCCUCCGCCACAGAGACAAUUGCUCGAAGGACUCAAGACUCCGGGAACUGCCCUCAGGAGCAGGACGGAAUCCCAGCAGACACCACAGACGAGAGUGCUCUCACCGAAGACUAUUCGAAAGAUUGUAAAACGAAAAGAAGUUUCCCUAAAAAAUACCACGUUUUCAGCGUCGUUCUGUUGGUGCUUUGAUUAAGAGCAACGAAAUGCGACUGAAUGCUCCAAAUCUGGAAGGUUGCUAUUUUAGAAUCUCAAUGGAAAUAUGUUAUUCGUUUCAUCCCAGAUACGCGUAUGAGUGAGGCAGUGGAUAAGACUGUGGCCGGUGAAAAUGAAAUCGAAAAAGAGAAAACGAUUGUGGACGAGUCGAUGGAGCAAAACGAGGAAGCGGAGAAAACUGUCACUGGACAAGUGAAAGAAGCUGAUGAAGAUGUCGAAAAAGAGAAGUCACGUGAAACUGAGCAAGAGCCUGAAGCGCAGCAAUUGAAGGAGCCGGAACCGGAGAACCGGGAGAAGCCAGUUGCAGCAGUUGCAGUAGAAGAGCAGGCGAACAGAUCGAAAUGUACGUUCCAAUAGAACUCGUUUCGAACUGAUAAAUAUCCUUUCAAUUAUAUCAACAGGCAUAUCAACGCGCAUUGCAUUUUCAGCACGUCGUCGCAAGACACCGACUUAUGAUGAGGAUGAGUCUGUCGAUGCCGAUGGAAAAGUGUGGAAGAAGCCGAAGAUUGUGAUGAGUUAGUGACGAUUCUAGCAAUUUGUGCAAAAUUUUAUUUUACAGAGUCACCUGAGAAGCCAGCUGACAUUUCGAUGAACGUCACGGUGCGAAGAAGUCAUCGUGCUCGUCCUUCGGAGAGACAAGACGAAGCUGAGAAGAAGAAGAAGAAGAGCAACAAACGGAAGGCGAUGGACGAGGACGAAGAAGAAACGGAAGGAAAUGAAGAGAACGCGCCGAUGGCCACUCCGCGCGGAACGACUCCUUUGGUGUUCGAUGAGAACAAAGUGGGCGCUGGAAGACAGUGCUCGACUCCGAUCAGAGGAAGAGACGAAUGCGAUCCGAACAAUGUGACGUUCGCUCUUGAUGUGUCGGCAAUCACCGAGAAAGAAGAGCUCAAAACAAGAAGUGGGUUACAAAGAUUAAAAACGGUUUGAAACAAAAGUGACAAAUUACAGAAAGUCAAGCUCAAAUCCUUCACAACAUUUUCGAGGAUGACGAGGAAGAAGUCUAA